Molecule: messenger RNA, 774 nt
Organism: Gongylonema pulchrum
Lineage: Eukaryota; Metazoa; Nematoda; Chromadorea; Rhabditida; Gongylonematidae
Source: the annotation of a GenBank genome assembly
UUUUUCUUUAAGAAGCCUGUAUCUGAUGAUUAUGUGAAAUUUAUACGACAGAAAGGAAUUUCACAGAGCAGCAUCUCAAAUAUCAAAAUCCCGGUGCCACAGGCAUAUCUGUCUGACCCAGGUUUUACUCCUAGUAGCGAGGAGCAGAUUAUACAGCAGUUCCAUCAGAAUCGUCGAUGCGAUGAUGAUGUGCGGAAAGCGAUGGCGUUUCUGUCCAAAAUGUUAGCCGAGAAGCGGGUAUUUGGUACAAAGCUAAUGGCGCAAACCACUGUUGCUGGCCCGAAUCAUUCAACUUACAAAAAUUUGCCGGAAGAAGGAAUUCACUAUAUUGCUUAUGUGUGCCGCAAAGUAAUGAUGCAUCGAAUCCCGAAUGAGGACGAGUUUUGGGAAGUGUUUCGUGAUGUGACACGCAAGCUGGCGGCUCGCUGCCGUCGGGUGCGGCAUUCGAAGAAAACAAGAAGCGAAGAGCGCGAUGCGAAGCGGCUGCGUGAUAGCAGCAGCCUGGAGCAUCUUCAUCACCAUCCCCAUUUGCAGCUGGGCGGCAGCAGCGGCACAUCAGGUACUGAAGAUAGUGUGAACGGCGCUAAUCCGUUACUUGUUAGCUUGAGAGUCGAUGCUGCGGAUGCUUUCAAUGCAGCUCUGGAGCAUCAUUUACAAGUUAGUGAUGAGCAUUUAAAAAGCAUCCAGAGCAGUGCUGCUGCUGCUGCUGCUGCUGCAGCUGCGGCCGCAUUACAGGCUCCGUUCAAACAGAAGCCCGAUGCUAGCAUUGCUUGA